This is a messenger RNA of Grus americana (Whooping crane), 8315 nucleotides long. It is a transcript of the gene AKAP6, whose product is annotated as A-kinase anchoring protein 6. The transcript is spliced from 15 exons. NCBI's taxonomy places the organism in Eukaryota, Metazoa, Chordata, Aves, Gruiformes, Gruidae. The record is from RefSeq and is a predicted model, not a curated record. Gene Ontology annotation, molecular function: transmembrane transporter binding; protein kinase A binding. Gene Ontology annotation, cellular component: sarcoplasmic reticulum; perinuclear region of cytoplasm. Bases 170 to 7327 code for a protein of 2385 amino acids.
GUCUUUCCCAUAAUGAGCUGCAUCAUCUGAACUGAUGUCACAGCAUCAUGCAGCAGGUCACACAAGGCACCUCCUAGUAUUGCAUCUUACAGAUGUGCUGUAAACAUCAAAAGAGGAUGAUUUGAACGGGACAUGCUCUUUUGGAAAGAAUUAUGGUUUAGGCUUUCCCAUGCUAGCCAUGGAUGUAGCACUUUCUCCCAUGAGAACACAGGAACUGGAUCCCAUGCCGUCUGAUGCAUCUCCCAUGCUUAUAAACAUGACUCCUACAGUGGAACGAGAUGGGGAAGAGGAUGUCAUGAAGGAGCUUGAUUCUGGCCAGCAGUACGAAAAGCCACCUCCUCUACACACUGGGGCUGAUUGGAAGAUUGUUCUCCACUUGCCAGAAAUUGAGACCUGGCUUCGGAUGACAUCUGAAAGAGUCAGGGAUCUGACCUACUCUGUCCAGCAGGACUCGGACAGCAAGCAUGUGGAUGUGCACCUAGUACAGCUGAAGGAUAUUUGUGAAGAUAUAUCUGAUCACGUUGAACAAAUUCAUGCUCUACUAGAGACUGAGUUUUCCCUGAAGCUUCUGUCUUACUCUGUCAAUGUGAUAGUCGAUAUCCAUACAGUACAACUACUCUGGCACCAGCUACGUGUUUCUGUUCUGGUUCUGAGAGAGCGUAUUCUCCAAGGACUACAAGACGCCAAUGGAAACUACACCAGGCAGACUGAUAUUCUGCAAGCAUUUUCUGAAGAGACUAAGGAGGACCGUCUUGACUCUUUAACUGAAGUUGAUGAUUGUGGACAGCUGACCAUCAAAUGUUCUCAGAAUUACUUGUCACUGGAUUGUGGUAUUACUGCAUUUGAACUGUCUGACUACAGUCCUAGUGAAGAUUUGCUUGGUGCUCUGGAUGAUAUGACCUCUAGCCAAGGGAAAGCAAAACCAUUUGAAUCCUGGAACUACAGUGAGAUGGAUAAGGAUUUUCCAGGACUUAUCAGAAGUGUGGGUUUACUUGCAGUAGCAACUGAUUCCAUUGCUUCCCAGUGUAACGAAGCAUUAAAUGAGAAAGAAACCCACUUACCUCUUUCAGCAGAAGAUGGAGAAGAAAGCAAAGACAGGAAAGCAACACAUGAGCUGUCGCUAGUAUCUCCUCCUGCAAACUCCUCUCUUUCUAAAGGACCUUGCUCUGAAGAUGGUGUUUUACCUACUGACAGCAAACCAGUUUCCACAUUAAAGAAGCCAGAAUGCAAUCUUCCACAGCACAUCGGUGAAAAAAUCAAACACUCUCACUGUGAAAACUCAACUCCUAAGAGGUCCAUAAGAGACUGCUUUAACUAUAAUGAAGACUCCCCUACACAGCCUACAUUGCCAAAAAGAGGUCUGUUUCUGAAAGAUGAUGUGUUUAAAGAUUAUAUGGAAGCCAAUGAUUUAAAAAGGCAAAUCUCUCAGUUAGUUAAAACUGAAAUGAGUAGAAGUACACCCUCAUUGUUAGAUCCACCAGACAGGUCCAAGCUUUGCCUAGCUUUACAGUCACCCUACACUAACAGUCUAUCUGCAGUUAGUCAGUCAUAUGAUUGCUUAAAUACAAUAGGUGAUAGAAAUCUUGAGUACACAAUAAAUAAUCACUUUAAGGACAGUUCCAUAAGUCUAGGGAAAUCUACUUUCUACAACUCUAAAGAAAAAUCAAAGCACAAGAAGUCUCGUGACCCUCCAGAGAAAGUGAAAGCUGGCAGAACAGCUGGAGGUACGUGUAAAACAGCUGCGCCAAUACCGGUCAAAAAAAGAGGACGUUCUCUACAAAAUGGAAUUACUUCUCAUAAGUCUCAGUCUCUGGAGGAGACGGAAACAGAUUCUUCUGCGUCAUCAGAUUCUCACAACCAGAGAGACCCAAAUGGGCAAUCACAAGGUAAAACUGAGCCUUUUAGUUCACCAACGCGUAGCCAAAAGAGUGCUUCCUCAGCUGGUUCUGACCUUACCAACUCAUGCCCUCUUCUACUCGGAAGAAAGAAUAAUAAAAGCUUCUCCCCAACACCAAGCUAUACUCAAAAAACCAGUAAAGAUGGUGAGGUCUGGUACGGAUCUGAUGAAUAUUUAGCACUUCCUUCACAUCUCAGACAGACUGAAGUAUUAGCUUUAAAACUAGAAAAUUUGACGAAGUUGCUGCCCCAAAAGCCCAGAAGAGAAACCAUUCAAAACAUUGAUGACUGGGAGCUGUCAGAAAUGAACUCAGAUUCAGAAAUGUAUCCAACAUACCAGACAAAAAAGCACAAAAAAAUGGGUAGAAUUUCACCAAGCUCUUCAAGUGAUAUAGUAUCCUCCUUAGGUGACAGUAUUGAAUCUGGGCCUCUUAGUGAUAUUCUCUCUGAUGAAGAUCUUUGUAUGCCUGUAUCGUGCAUUAAAAAAUACAUUGAAGAAAAGUCAGAAAGGACUACUGUCACUCAGCCCACUGAGACUUCUGCCUCAAAUAAAUCAGCUUUAAUUCAUCAACUGAUGCAAGAUAUACAACAUCAAGAAAAUUAUGAAACCAUAUGGGAAAAAAUUGAGGGGUUUGUAAGCAAGCUGGAUGAAUUCAUUCACUGGUUAAAUGAAGCCAUGGAAACAACAGAGAAUUGGACUCCUCCUAAAGCAGAGACAGACAGCCUUAAACUGUACCUGGAGACACACUUGAGUUUUAAGUUGAAUGUAGAUAGCCACUGUGCUUUAAAAGAAGCAGUGGUAGAAGAAGGACGUCAACUUCUUGAGCUUAUUGUAUCUCACAAAUCAGAAGGACUGAAGGACAUGCUGCAGAUGAUUGCAAGUCAAUGGAAGGAACUACAGAGGCAAAUCAAACGACAACACAGCUGGAUUCUUAGGGCUCUGGAUAUCAUCAAAGCAGAGAUACUGGCUACUGAUGUGUCUGCAGAGAAUGAGGAAGGGACUGGGAGCCCUAAGGCUGAGGUUCAGCUAUGCUAUCUGGAAGCACAAAGAGAUGCUGUUGAACAGAUGUCCUUAAAGCUGUACAGUGAGCAGUACAACAGUAGUAGCAAGCGAAAGGAAGAGUUUGCUGAUAUGUCAAAAGUUCACACAGUGGGAAGUAAUGGCCUUUUGGACUUUGAUUCAGAAUACCAGGAGCUCUGGGAUUGGCUGAUUGACAUGGAAUCCAUCGUGAUGGACAGCCAUGACCUGAUGAUGUCAGAGGAGCAGCAGCAGCAUCUUUACAAGAGAUACAAUGUAGAAAUGUCAAUCAGGCACCCGAAAAAGAUGGAGCUGCUUAGUAAGGUUGAAGCUCUGAAGAAAAGUGGUGUUUUACUACCAAACGACCUCCUUGAAAAAGUGGAUUCAAUUAAUGAAAAAUGGGAACUGCUUGGGAAAACCCUAGGAGAGAAGAUCCAAGACACAAUGGUAGGGCACAGUGGGUUAGGUCCACGUGACCUGCUCUCGCCUGAAAGCGGCAGCCUGGUAAGGCAGCUGGAGGUCAGGAUCAAAGAGCUGAAAGGGUGGCUGAGAGAUACAGAGCUUUUCAUCUUCAAUUCCUGUCUGAGACAAGAAAAUGAAGGAACAAUGAAUGCUGAGAAACAACUGCAAUAUUUUAAGUCUCUAUGCUGUGAGAUCAAACAGAGACGUCGUGGGGUAGCCUCUGUGCUGCGAUUAUGCCAGCACCUCCUGGAUGACCAGGAGACCUGCAACCUAAAUGCAGAUCACCAGUCCAUGCAGUUGAUAAUCGUAAACCUUGAGAGGAGGUGGGAAGCCAUUGUCAUGCAAGCUGUCCAGUGGCAAACAAGGCUACAGAAGAGAUUGGAAAAAGACUCGGAAAUGUCAAGGCUGGUCAGUGGUGCUGUGUUACCCAGUGAGAAACUGGAAAUCUUUCCUUCUGGGGAUAUACAAAGCUUCUGUGUUCAUCCAUGCAGCCGGAAUGUACUUCUGUUUCUCAGCUAUCUACUGGCGACUCUGUGUUUCAGACUGGUGCUGCUUUGGAGUUGGGAGCCUCUGAAUGUUAUUGAUCCCAGUUUGAUGGAUCUAAAUGGUCCAAGUGAAGAUGCGCUAGAAUGGGAUGAAACUGACAUCAGUAAUAAGCUGAUCAGUAUUCAUGAAGACUUAAGUGAUCCUGAUCAGGAACUCAAGAAGGAGGAUCUAAGCCAGAAACCUGCUUCAGGAGAAUGCGGUGAUAAUGAUGUGAACGAAGAUGAAAGUAUCAGUGAUCGUGGAAGUCCUCUUUAUUGCCCCAGCAUUACUUCCCCUUCAAAUCCUCACAUCUAUCAGGUGUAUAGUCUUCAUAAUAUUGAAUUAUCAGAAAAAAACCACAUGCCUAAUUUGAAAAAAACGUCCAAACUCUCCAGUGUAACACAGUCUAACAUUUUAAACAAAAGUCUUAGUAAAGACUCGUCAUUUUCAUCUACCAAAUCUCUGCCAGACCUAAUAGGGGGGACUACAUUGGCAAAACCGUAUAACUAUAUGUAUCAGAGUGGAAACAUAAGCAGGCAUUCUGAGAGUGAGAGUGGGAUAGUGAGUGAAUGUGACACAGAAACUACAAAUAAUUCAGAAAUUUUUUUGCUAAAUGAUAUUGAAAGCACCCAGAGUAAUCCUGAAAUUGGGCAUACAGAAACUCAAGUGGAUGAUAUAGUUGAUGUAAUAAAACAAAAAAUAAAGCAAGAUGAAGAAGACCAUGCUAGCCUCUCAGAUAAUUUCCAGUUGGCACCUUCUGCAUGUUGUGGAAGUGAGAAUGAUGAGGAUUUGGACAGCAUUACCAUGCGUAACCCUGUUUGUCUAGAAGAACUGCAAGGAAAACAUGACGUGUUUACAUUUUAUGAUUACUCAUAUCUUCAAGGCUCCAAAUUCAAAUUACCAGUGAUAAUGAAACAAUCGCAAAUUGAAAAAACACAUGCAGAGGGCAGUUUGUUUCAUGGCUUUUGUUUUGAUAAAAUACCUGCUAAAUCUGAACAUAAGCCUGGAGAGUCACAACCAGAUGGGUUUAUUCAUGACCAUACUCUGGCAAAUAUCCCUGGAGAAUCAGAUCCCAAUUCCUGUAAAUCUGCAGAAACUGUAAGAAAAUUAACUGUUACAGAGAAUACAAGACAGGUUUCAACUUUAUCUCGUAGUUCUUCAUUAGAAUCUCUGUCUGUAGUAGGUGAUUUGUUCAGCUCAGGUAUUUUUAAAAGUGGGGAUGGUCUUCAGCGAAGCACCUCUUUGGAGAGCUGGCUGACUUCCUACAAAAGCAACGAAGAUCUUUUCAGUCAUCAUGGCUCAGGAGACAUUAGUGCAAGCAGUGAUUCUGUUGGAGAGCUCAGCAAAAGGACAUUAGAUCUUCUGAAUCGCUUAGAGAAUAUCCAGAGUCCUUUAGAUCAAAAGAUAAAGCGCAGCAUCUCUGAUAUAACACUGCAAAGUAGCUCUCAAAAAAUGUCUUUUACUGGACAGCUGUCUCUAGAUAUUGCAUCCUCGGUCAACGAAGACUCAGCAGCUUCUCUCACUGAACUCAGCAGCAGUGAGGAUCUUUCUCUCUGCUCUGAAGACAUUGUACUGCACAGAAAUAAAAUACCAGAUUCAAAUGCAUCAUUUAGAAAACAUCUUAAUAGAUCUGUAGCUGAUGAGAGCGACGUCAAUGUCAGCAUGAUUGUUAAUGUCUCCUGCACUUCUGCUUGUACUGAUGAUGAAGAUGACAGUGAUUUGCUUUCAAGUUCCACCCUUACCUUAACUGAGGAAGAGCUAGGUAUCAAAGAUGAAGAUGAUGACUCCAGUAUAGCAACUGAUGAGGAUAUUUAUGAGGAAUGCAAUUUAAUUUCAGGACUUGAUUAUAUAAAAAAUGAGCUCCAAACUUGGAUUAGACCAAAAUUUUCUUUGACAAGGGAGAAGAGAAAAAGUAACCUCAGUGAUGAAAUUCAGCGCAGUAAAGAAGUUAGUAAUGAGACAUCAAAAGCCACAGACACAUUGAGCAUUGAAACACUAUUGAAUGGUUCAGUACAGAAAAUAUCAGAAAAUAAUGGCAAUAGUAAGAAUGUACCACGUGAUCGUGAAAAAGGGACAAAGAGUCACCUGAUGAAAGAUAUUUCUCAGGCUGUGAAGGAUCAACUUGUGGAUGAUAUGGAGAAUGGCAAUGUUGAAAAUACUCUUGGCAGUCAAAAGGAAGGUCUUGGUAGAACAUCAGCAACUCCGAAAACUCAUGCAUCGCUUGAUGUUAGAGAAGCUGAAAAUGAAUGUUGUGUCUGUGAAGCAUUUACAGACAGUUCAGAUGAUUCACGUAUGGAUGGCAAGGAGACUGUUCUGUCAUCAGAUGGAUCCAGAAACCCUCCAAAAGAAUGUCAAAGUCAUCUUCAGCCUGAUCGUCACUCUGUUGCUUCCUCUCCUGCUAAAAAGCCUUGUCUUGAAUCUUCCUCAGAAAUUAAUUGUGCAGACACACAAGAUACAGCUUUACAAACAACCUUACCUAAUGGUCAUCAGCAUAGAAUAAGCAUUGCUGAAAAAUCUACUGAUUGCUGUACAGCCAUGAAAUCCAAUGAAGCAGAAUGCAACUCUUCAGCCAAUGGUUCUGAUUUGUGCUGUAACUGUGAAUCUGCUGCUUUUGAUAAAAAAACCAUGGAAGAUGGCUCAGUACACAAUUUUGUGAAGGAGAUAAUAGACAUGGCAUCAACAGCUUUGAAAAGUAAGUCACAACCUGAAUGUGAGUCAUCUGCUCCAGCUUCAUUAGCACAGAUCAAGGAAAAAGUGUUAGAGCACUCUCACAGACCCAUUCAGCUAAGAAAAGGGGACUUCUAUUCUUAUCUUUCACUUUCUUCUCAUGAUAGUGACUGUGGAGAGGUAAUCAAAUACAUAGAGGAAAAGAGCAGCACUCCUGUGCCACUGGACUUCACAGAUGAGAGAGAAAAUAUUGAAUGCUUUUUUGAAGCCUGUCCUGAGGAAGAACGGGUUGAGCAGCAGCAAUCCAUUUCUAACAAUGUUUCUGAAACAUCUCCAGAGUCACUAGGCGAAGUGACUCUAGAAACAUUAGAAAAAGUUAAAACUUCAUCUGAAGGUAGGGAUUUAUCUUUCUUAUGUGAUGAUGACAAUGAUAUAAAAGUCCCCAAUCCUAACAAACAAAGUGCAUCAAAUUUGAAAAAUGCUGCUGAUGAUUUGCUGAUUUCAGAUGGGAAAACUGGAGGUUUGGAAAAGAAUUAUCCAGAGCUUAGCACUAAAAAGAGUAGUACAGGAAAAUCACCUGGAACUGAAGAGCCCAAAGGAUGUGUUGCUUCUUCUGAAGAGGCUUCAGCUAUAGAGUUUCAGUUAAAGCCUGGCCACCCACAGAUAAAGGAUGCUUUGCAUCAGAACAGUAAAACUCUUACUUGUGAAGAAAACCUCCUGAAUCUUCAUAAGGAAAGACAUAUAAAUAUGCACAGAUAGAAUGUAACCUUCUUCAGACACGUACAUUAUCCUAAAAACAGAAACUUGGCUGCAAUUCAGGUGCAGGUUCAUCCUGUAAACCCUGGGAUGACCUCCAAUUCCAUUGUAUCACUGCCUUUCAUUACACUGACUCCCAAGAUAAAUUUUCUUUCCAAAUGUGAUUUGUCCAUGUUGGCUUUGUGAUCUGGCUGCAUAUGCUAGUCCUAUUCCAGUGAUCAUUUUGUAUUGUAGCAAGGCCGUUUGCUUUCUUAGGGAUUCCUCUCCCAAGCUACCUCUAAUGACGUCCCCUUCCCAAAUUGGAUGCUCCUGUACUACUUAUCACUGAUUCUGUUCCUUAAAGUUUUGAAGUUCCACAGAAUUCAUGAUCAGUUUGGUUCAUCUUUUCAGAACUGUACCUGUCUCUACUCUUCUAUUUUAUGUAUCAAAUUUAAUAUUUAUGUGUAUAAUGCAUAAGUUUAUUGAAACUAUUUUACUUUUAAAGUGACAGUUUUGUUGGAUUGCAGCAAAAAGAAGUCAUUAGCCCUCCUGAUUCAAUACAUCUAAAAAUUAAGCAAUUAAAAUAAAUGGCAUUUUAUUUAUUUAAUUUUAAAAUUUAAUCUAUGCAACACUUCAAGAAACAACUACAUGGUGUUGUAUAUUAGGAACUGUUGACAUUCUACUGAAUUAAGUACAACAUUUUGGUUUUUUAUGCUUCUUGAGGUGGUAAUGAGAAAAAAAGUUUUUAAAAAAUGUGUGCCUUGCUGUAUUUCUUAUACCAUUUAUUAAAAAGCUGCUUUCACAGUAAAAUUAUGUUGGUUUGAAAGAAGGAAAUAGCAAGGUUAAGAUGUGUGAAUAAUUUCUGUAUAUAUGUAUAACCAAGUGCAAACAUUGAUGUAUAAUGACAGUAUAAAAUGCUUUCAUGUUUGUGAUGUCCGGUGAUGUGGAAAAUAUAAGCCUUAAAACCAUUAGAUUGCAUGGUAAUUAGAAUUGGCAUAAUAAACAUAGUUUA